AGUCUUCUUGCUUGUGUUGUAUUCAACUUCCCUUACCUGCAAAGACAGACAGAGAGAGAGAACACAAAGCAAAGAACAAGAAUAACGUGGCACAUAGGAAAACAAACAAACAAACCAAAACUGAAAAGUUUAAAACCGAACACCUUCUCUCUUUCCAUUCUUUCUCCACCAAAUCUUCUUCAAAUUUGCUUCCUUUUUAGAUUCUCCGGUUUUGUUCUCAGAACCAAUGGCUUUUUCCUUCUAACUUUGAAGCUAUGAGUUGGAAAAGUAGAGGAGAGGUUGUUCCUGUUCCUAGAAGCUUCAUGUCUCAGAAAUGGAUGAUUUUCUUGUGUAUUGGAAGCUUCUGUGCUGGCAUGUUUUUCACCAACAGAAUGUGGACUAUUCCUGAACCUAAAGGACUUGCAAGGACAACAGCAAUGGAAGCUGAACAAUUAAAUUUAGUAUCAGAGGGUUGUAAUUCAAGAAUUUUGCAAGAGAAGGAAGUGAAGCGCGAAAUUAAAGGCGAUUUCAAGACACAAAAAUCCAUACAAAAUUUGGACAAGACUAUUUCGAAUUUGGAAUUGGAACUAGCUUCUGCUAAAGCAACACAAGAGUCUUUAAAAAGUGGUGCUCCUGUGUCAGAAGAUUUCAAGACUAAUGAAUCAAGUGGUAGAAGAAGGUACUUAAUGGUUAUAGGAAUCAACACUGCUUUUAGCAGCAGAAAAAGAAGAGACUCGAUUCGCGCUACUUGGAUGCCACAAGGUGAGAAAAGAAAGAAACUAGAAGAAGAGAAGGGAAUUAUUAUCCGCUUCGUGAUUGGACACGGUGCCACAACAGGAGGCAUCCUAGAUAGAGCUAUUGAAGCAGAAGAUAGUAAACAUGGAGAUUUUCUGAGACUGGAUCAUGUUGAAGGAUACCUCGAAUUAUCCGCAAAAACAAAGACCUACUUUGCAACGGCUGUUAAUAUGUGGGAUGCUGAUUUUUAUAUCAAAGUUGAUGAUGAUGUUCAUGUAAAUAUAGCAACACUCGGUGAAACACUAGUUAGACAUCGAACGAAACCGCGAGUAUACAUCGGGUGCAUGAAAUCUGGACCUGUUCUUUCUCAAAAAGGAGUAAGGUACCAUGAACCGGAAUUUUGGAAAUUUGGCGAGACAGGAAACAAGUACUUUCGUCACGCCACAGGACAAUUAUACGCUGUUUCAAAAGAUCUUGCUACAUAUAUUGCAACAAACAAGAAUGUUCUUCACAAGUACGCAAAUGAAGACGUUUCAUUAGGAGCUUGGUUUAUUGGACUCGAUGUGGAACACAUCGAUGAUCGUAGACUAUGUUGCGGUACACCACCAGAUUGUGAAUGGAAGGCACAAGCAGGAAAUGUUUGUGUUGCUUCAUUUGAUUGGACAUGCAGUGGAAUUUGUAGGUCACAUGAAAGGAUUAAAGAAGUCCACAAAAAAUGUGGAGAAGGUGAAAAGGCUUUGUGGGAUGCUUCUUUUUAGGAGACAUAUAUCUUGAAGUUCUUCCUAACUCAGGAAGAUUAUAACUAUAGCAAUGAACUUUUUAGGUUGCAAUAGUUUUUUUUUUUUUUCUAUAUGUUUUAGAAUUAUAGAAAUUUUUUACUUGAAUUACAUGAGAGCAGGAAAUAGAGAAAGGAAGAGAAAAGAAAAAGAAAGAAAAAUGAGCCUUGUGCAAUUUUUAAUAAAAGGAGAUUAACCAUUGUAGUUACUAGAAUAGAAAGAAUAGGCCAUUUUAUAAUAUGUUAAUAGUUCUAUGCCUAUCAUCAUUCUAAUAAAUAUAUAGAUGAUAAAUAUUUUGUUGGCUGUUGAGGCCAUUCCUUUCAUUUAA
Messenger RNA from Vicia villosa (hairy vetch), 1818 nucleotides. RefSeq names its product probable beta-1,3-galactosyltransferase 2. The record is from RefSeq and is a predicted model, not a curated record. Gene Ontology annotation, molecular function: hexosyltransferase activity. Gene Ontology annotation, cellular component: Golgi membrane. Bases 255 to 1472 code for a protein of 405 amino acids. The transcript is spliced from 11 exons. Lineage: Eukaryota; Viridiplantae; Streptophyta; Magnoliopsida; Fabales; Fabaceae.